CCGGUGAGGAAGGUUACAAGCGGGGGACGCUGAGCCCACAAAACCCGUGCAAAGGGUGCACUGAGCACGCACUCGCGGGCCACUCUGCACCGUGGUCAGGGUACUCCGUGACAGCCUCUGGGCUGCCAGUCUGGCCCAGUAAGCUCUCUGGCGGCCGGUGGGCAAAGGGCAAGCAGAGCGGUCAUCCCGAGGAGCCAGUGAGCCUGCUGAGGGGGGAUCUGGGCUCCUUCUUCCGCCUCACCCAUCCUCUGGCUGCUGGGGAAGUGGCCCCACACUGGUCCAUUUUCACUGUGUGGUUCCUAUGGAGGGGUGCGGGGAGGUGGGUCCCUCCAGAGACCCACAGCAAGGGACACCUAUUGAUCCGGUUUUAUUGUAUUUAAUUUUGAGUUAGGAUCUCGUAUACCCUAAGCUGAUCUCAAACUCAUUAUGUAGCACAGGCUGGCCUUGCAGUCCAGAGCUUCCUGCCUCAGCCUCCCCAACUGCUUAGAUGGCGGGACAUAUACCACACACCUGGCACCCCAGCACUUGGUGUGCGUCGCAAGCAAGGCCAUCCUGGGCAUCACAGCCCAUCCCUAAAGUACAUGAAAGUGAAUGAGCCCACAGAGGGCCGGUUUGUGGGUGCUGAGCUGGUGUUUCAGGCCAGGUGAAGGAAGCACAGGAUAGUCACCAGCCUGGUGUCCCCAGCUCAUAGCUCAACAGGACCAGGCUGGUUCCCUCUCACUCGCCUCUGCCCUCAUAUGGUGUGGCCGAGUAGCCCGACCUCCCUGGGCUUUACUGUCUUUAUGGAUGGGAUCAGGAGUCCCCUGUGCUGGGGCUACAGACAGUCCUUCUAACUGGAGGCUCAAAUGAAGAGUGAGUCCAGGACUGGUGGGUUACCCACGUGGAGUCCCUCUGCCCACUGUGGAGCCUCCCCCUGUGUCCAGGAGGAGGCUGUCUCAGGGAACGAACAUGGCAGCUCCUGGGCUGCGCUUGGCACGUGUGUGGGGCAGCUGAGUCACAGCCCCAAAUUGCAUCUUCAUCCGUGCAUCGUGGAGAGAGGCGUGCAGUAAGCCUUGUGGACACGCAGGGCACCACGUCACCUGAUACCGACUCAGCAGCUUGAGGGGAAGGGGACUCGUGGACCAGGGUGGGUGCCGGGCGUGUUGGUGUCUGCAAGGAUGGUGCUGGGGAGCCACGGCAGGCUUUGGAGCAGAAGGCGCGCACUGGCUUCAGCCCCUUUCAGAUGGUCAGGGCCUUCUGGAUCCUCCUGGGCCUUAGCAUGUCCUGGAGUGGCCAUGGUGACGUCCACUGUUUUCUCUCUCUCACAGGUCUGUCCGGGAGCCCCGCUGCUGAGCCAUGCCGGGCCCACACGGGCCUGCUGCAAGUCCAGCCCAGGGAGGCAGGUGGCCAUGAGUAGCCGCAGCCACAAUGGCAGUGUAGGGCAGCCUCUGGGCAGCAGGCAUGGAUUCCUGGGCUGGGAGCCUGUGGACCCUGAGGCAGGCCGCCCCCCACAGCCAGGCGCCCAAGGCCCAGGCCUGCAGAUGGUGGCCAAGGGCCAGCCUGCUCUGUUGUCACCUGGUGACCUUAGGGGCCAUCUCCAGGAGCAGGAGGAAGAGGAAGAGGCAGAUGAGGCCCGGCCAGGUUCUGGGAAGCCCUCAACAGUCAGCCACCGCCUGGGCCAUCGCCGCGCCCUCUUCGAGAAGCGCAAACGCCUCAGUGACUAUGCUCUCAUCUUUGGAAUGUUUGGGAUUGUCGUCAUGGUAACAGAAACAGAGCUGUCCUGGGGUGUGUACACCAAGGAGUCCCUGUGCUCAUUCGCCCUGAAAUGCCUGAUCAGCCUGUCCACGCUCAUCCUGCUUGGCCUUGUUGUCCUCUACCACGCCCGCGAGAUCCAGCUGUUCCUGGUGGACAACGGUGCUGAUGACUGGCGGAUCGCCAUGACGUGGGAACGCGUGUCCCUGAUCUCGCUGGAGCUAGCUGUGUGUGCCAUCCACCCGGUGCCCGGCCACUACCGCUUCACGUGGACAGCGCGGCUGGCCUUUUCGCUGGUGCCGUCAGCGGCCGAGGCGGACCUGGACGUGCUUCUGUCCAUCCCCAUGUUUCUGCGCCUCUACCUGCUGGCUAGGGUCAUGCUCCUACACAGUCGGAUCUUCACGGACGCCUCCAGCCGCAGCAUCGGGGCCCUCAACCGUGUCACCUUCAACACGCGGUUCGUCACCAAGACCCUCAUGACCAUCUGCCCGGGCACCGCACUGCUGGUCUUCAGCAUCUCUUCCUGGAUCGUCGCGGCCUGGACAGUGCGUGUGUGUGAGAGGUACCAUGACAAGCAAGAAGUGACCAGCAACUUCCUGGGCGCCAUGUGGCUCAUCUCUAUCACCUUCCUGUCCAUCGGCUAUGGAGACAUGGUGCCGCACACCUACUGCGGGAAGGGCGUGUGUCUGCUCACGGGCAUCAUGGGAGCGGGCUGCACUGCACUCGUGGUGGCCGUCGUGGCCAGGAAGUUGGAGCUCACCAAGGCUGAGAAACACGUGCACAACUUCAUGAUGGACACGCAGCUCACCAAGCGGGUCAAAAAUGCUGCUGCAAACGUUCUCAGGGAGACUUGGCUCAUCUACAAACACAGCAGGCUAGUGAAGAAGCCAGACCAAGGCCGGGUUCGGAAACACCAGCGUAAGUUCCUCCAAGCCAUCCAUCAGCUGCGCAGUGUGAAGAUUGAGCAAGGGAAGGUGAAUGAUCAAGCCAACACGCUGGCUGACCUUGCCAAGGCACAGAGCAUCGCGUGUGAAGUAGUGUCGGAGCUGCAGGUCCAGCAAGAGGAGUUGGAGGCGCGCCUAGCCGCCCUGGAGAGUCGCCUGGACACCCUGGGUGCCUCCCUGCAGGCCCUGCCAGGCCUCAUCGCCCAAGCCAUAUGCCCCCUGCCACCAUCCUGGCCAGGGCCUGGUCACCCAGCCCCAGCCAACCAGAGCCCACCAGGCCACUGGCUGCCCACCGUGGGGUCGGACUGCAGGUGACCACUUGCUGGUCUGGUCACCAGACUGCUAAAUCUCAGCCAUCAUGUGAUCAUGGUUAGCCCCUUGCCAUUCUGGACUGCCAGACCUCUGGACUCGCAAGCCUGGGAGGAGCCGAGCCAAGUAAACUGGCAUUCAUUCCCCUGAGGCUGGACCGUGGGAUCUUGCUGGCCACCUUGGCUGUCCUAAGCCCCAGGAGGGCAGGGAGUAGCAGCAGGGGCCCCUGCCAUUCUAAGUGAAUCAGGAGCCAUCGACCCAUUUUCGGAUUACGUGGUAGGGAGGACCUUGAGCAUCUCACUUGAGGAGGUGGAUGCCCCAGCCUAGGAAUCAGUGUACAUGUGCUGAGUACCCGGUACACACAAUGCCCUUCCUUCAGGGUCUGACUGGAGUAAUACGCAGGCUCAGAGCGGUGAGGGCUGAGGCCAGAGCGAGGGCAUGGAGGGCCAGACUUGGAGGUGGUGGCAGGCUGGGGUCCCUCCAAGCCCCGGGUUCCAGGACUCUCACUCGGGGACCACUGAGAAUUCUGACAGGGAUAAGUGGCCAGUCAGGACCAACUGGAACUGCGGAGAAGACGUCAACCACCUGGUCUUGGGAGAUAGUGGACCUGUGGCUGGCUUCCUGGAGGUCCAGCUUGGUCUCCAUAACAAGAAAUUUGUAGGGAGGAUCUGUUGGGUGGAACUAGACUCCACUCCCCGCUGCAGUGGGGCAUGGCAGGUGUCUAUCAGGGAGAGGCAGGGCCUAACCCAUCCCUACACAUGGCCAGAGGGUAGGUGCUCCGUAAAUGCUCCCUCCAGAGACUGCCCAUGAGGGCCUGGGGAGUACGGUAUCAUCCUGUCCGCUGAGCCAAACAGAAGCGGGAGAAAUAAACAAGGCGGGGUAUGGUUGCAUGCCAAGGUCCCAACACUUGGGAGGCAGAGGAUCUCUGAGUUUCGUAGCUACACGGUGAGAACUGGGGAAGGGGGCAAAAAAAUAAACACGGCUGGAGGUGACCUGGCACUCCUUGGUGGUGACUUUUGGGAGUAGAGGAGAGGACGACAGAGUCCUCAAACUCUGCAUAUACAAAGGUUCAGGGCAGGAUCUAGGUGAGUGCGUUGCAGGGAGGCUGGGCGGGCAGAAUAGUAUAAAACGCAGCUGUGGGGCCCCAGGU
Molecule: messenger RNA, 4134 nt
Organism: Alexandromys fortis (reed vole)
Lineage: Eukaryota; Metazoa; Chordata; Mammalia; Rodentia; Cricetidae
Gene: Kcnn1
Product: potassium calcium-activated channel subfamily N member 1
Exons: 8
Coding region: 1158-2990 (610 amino acids)
Biological process (GO): potassium ion transmembrane transport
Cellular component (GO): plasma membrane; neuron projection; neuronal cell body
Molecular function (GO): calmodulin binding; small conductance calcium-activated potassium channel activity
Source: RefSeq, a predicted model, not a curated record